AUCAAAGGGUCAGUCUGUCCUUUCAGCUUAUUUUAUCUCUUCUUGUCAAAAAUUCAUUUCUCGGCACAAAACCUUUAAACCAAGGAAAGAACACACUGCCUGUCCCUUGGUCUUUCUAAGCUGGACCUGUGUGGGUGUGAAGGGAGUGGGAAGAGAAUAACCUUUCCUCACUCUACUGGCCCGUGAGUUCCUUUAGAAAAGGGAAUUGAGGCUCAUUUUCCUCCUCAUCCUCCAAAGUUACUAGCCAAGUCUUCACCCAGUUACAAAAGAUGUGAACUUAUGAAACAAAGGAAUGCUUCCAGACAUGUUCCAUACACUUAUAGAGACCCACGUAUGUGCACAUUCAGGAUCACAGUUUUAGUCUUAUGACAUCAAGUGUUUUCUGAGUCAUUGUGCUCACUGGAUGCUGGCCAGACAUGGAGGACACAAAUCUAUUCAUUUACUUUGCCAUAAACAAGUCUCAGUUUUCUUUAUCUAAGAAAUAUGGACAAGGCAUGGUAAUUCAAUAAGGAAGUGUGUGGCAUAGAGCCCAACAUAAAGAUUUAAUGAAGAAAAUCUAUCACUAUUAAGUAAUGUUCAUUUUCCUUGAUGGUAAAAACUGUAUAAAGUAAUAGAUUAAAUUUCUGCAAUGGAUACCAAAGUAAAAGAAUAUGUUUUGUUAAAUUGCUGUCUUACAGUUGGAUAAAUAAUAAAUUACAUCUAAGAAAAUGAUAUUCUACUUUUUAUAUCAAAUGGAUAAAAUUAAAUACCAAGAACACACUCGGGAACCUCAAAAAUCACACACAAAGUACUUUAACAAACUAAAACUUUGUAUUUCUUUUCUGAAUAGGACCGUGAGGAAAAUUUCCGUAUCACCAGUGAAGAUACCAAUAGAAAUGUUUUAUGGUGGGCUUUCGCACAAAUAUUAAUCUUUAUCUCAGUUGGAAUUUUUCAAAUGAAGCACCUUAAAGAUUUCUUCAUAGCUAAGAAGCUUGUUUAAAACACAAGUUAAAGUAAAUAAUUUGUACAAUGUUUGAGUUAAUAAACCAAAAUACAUGCAUAAGUCUGCUAUUUUCUGAUUUAAAAGAUAUUAGAUAUUGAAGUUAAUAUUAUAGAUGGCAUUCCUGGUUUUUAAAAAGUGUCACUUUAAUAAUGUAGCUUCUGAAUGUGGUAAAAAAAAAAUAAGCACGUCGUUUUAAUUUAAACUUGAUAUAAAUCAGCAAUACCAAAUGAGCUACAGAUGCAAUUUUAAGUUAUUUGGUCACACAUUAAAAAAAAAAAGAUUUUAUGUUCUAUCUAUCUAUCCAUCUCCCCUUCUCUCUCUGCAAGCGGAUCCUUUCUCUUUUUUUCUUCCCCUCUUACUCCCUUAUCCCCAUGACAAUUUCCCUGGCCUCAGUCCUUGGGGCCAGUAAACAGCUUCCCCAAAAACCUGCCUUUAAUAUUAAAAGAAAGAGGAUUUUACAAAAGGGUACAUUUUAAUAAUUGUGGAACCAGGUGGUGGUAGUGCUAGCAACACCUUUAAUAACAUCGCUUGGGAGGCAGAGACAGGUGGUUCUCUGAAUUCGAGGCCAGCUGAGUCUACAGAGUAAGUUUCAGACUACACAGAGAAGCUCUUUAUCAAGAAGGGGAGAGGGGGACAGGGACCUUUGUGGCAUAUAUUUAUCAUAGCAUACCAAACAAAGUACUAUCAGUCAGAGCAUGUCACAUUGGCUUCUACUGCUGCUCUUAAGGAGACUGAAGCAGGAAGAUCCCCAGAGCCCCCAAGUAGAGACCAGACUGACAGCAGACUUAGUCACUGUUCUACUGAUGUGAAGAGACACCAUGACUAAGGCAACUCUUAUUAAAGAACACAUUUAAUUGGGAGUCUGCGUACAGUUGCACAGGUUUAAUCUAUUACCAUCAUGUUGGGGAGCAUGGUGGCAUGUAGGCAGGUGCUGGAGCAGUAGUUGAGAGCUAUAUCCUGAUCCACACAAGGUGGUGGGGAGGGAGGACUAUGUCUGACAUGGGCUUUUCAAAGCCUUUUCUAGUGUCAAACUUCCACCAACAAGGUCAUACCUGCUAAUCGUUAUAACUCUAAUAUUGCCACUCUCCAUUAACUAAGCAUUCAAAUCCCUAGUGGAUAAGCAUUCAAAUAUAUAGGGGCUACAUUCUUACCCAAACCAACACAGAGACCUUCUCUCAUAAACAUGGGAGUGCAACACAAAGAAACAAAGCUACUUUAAUUUUAAUGUAUACUCAAUACAAAGUAGAUAAGAUAUUUUAUAUCUUUUUAAUCAUACUACAUUUGUAAACAAGUAUAUUUUUAGGACUUGAUGAAACUCACAACUGCAGUACUGCACAAAUACAUUCUUUCCCCAAAUUACUUCACUAAGAAACACAGUCACCUGAAUCUUUACUUUUUCCUAAUUCCUUGAAAAACACUAAACUUUGCUCCAUAGAAGUAAAUAGCUCAGGAAUUUUCUCACACAGACUCUAUGGAUCCAAGCACACUUAGGAAGUGGGGAGGAAAGAUCCAGAAUUAUGCAAAAAAAAAAAAAAAAAAACUAAAAGUAAUUUUUAAUUUUAAUUUUGAAAUUAGUUUAAUAUCGUCAGAAAUUACCCCCUUCCACGAUCUGUUAAGUGGGGAAUGAUCUUCCAUAAAGAUCACUGAACACAGUGGCAAGCGGGGAUCUCUGUCCUGCCCUGAUUCACUUCUGUCCGAUGUUCUAAUGGAAUCCCUCCCGACCAUUCCAUUCUUCACUGGGUACUUCUAGUCCCCUAGCCUGGUCCAUAACCACAGCCCACCCCCACCCUCCUGGUAGACCUUCCUCCAACCCUGCUAGGAAUCUAUGGUUCUUCUUGCUUUCAAUGGCUCCCGGUUUUUCUCUCCUCUGCAUUAUGGUGUGUACAAAUGUCCCUGGGCCUAGCUCUACCCUGAGGGCCGAUCCACUCAGACUCCCUCAAUAUCCACUACCACAGCCCAGUUUCACCCAAGAAGCCACUGUGCCUGCCCACAUCGCCAAGUUUUCCUCCACCGCCAAGAAGGCCUUUUCUCGACUCAGUACUUUCCGCCCUGGCUUCUUCCUCCGGGGUUGGUUCCGUGUCGGUUUGUGCGGCCUUGUGCGCAUGCGCUGGAAUGAGCGCAGGCGCAGAGCUGCCUUUCUAAGCUGUGCCUGGUACUGAGGGGAGGGUCUGUAUCUCUCUGUGCCCUCGCUGGCCUCGCGCGAAUCCCACGUGGGUCCUCCGUCAUGGCCAGCUGGGUGUUCUGUAAUCGCUGUUUCCAGCCGCCGCACAGGAAGUCGUCCUUCAGCCUGACCAGCUGUGGGCACGUGUUCUGCGAUUCCUGCAUCCUGAAAGGUAAAAAGAAUGAAUGCAUGAUCUGUGAAGUCCCUUGUCAGACAGUUUUACUCUCAAAACAUACUAACUCCAAUGUCCAGACGUUCUUUCUGGACAUAGAUGGUCUGUGCAAGAAGUAUUCCCAGGAGAUCUCUCAGAUUUCGGAAUUUCAAGAAAAACACAGGAGGAGGUUAGUGACUUUCUACCGAGAAAAGAUUUCUCAGUUGGAAGAGUCCCUCAGAAAGUCAGUACUACAAAUCAAGCAACUACAAAGUAUGAGGUCAUCACAACAACCAGCUUUCAACACAAUCAAAAAUUCAGUUUCAACAAAGCCAAAUGGAUAUAUCUUUCUACCACCCAACUCUUCACUCCCUGACAGAAUAGAGUCGAUGGAUAUUGACCUGACUUCUCCAGCAAGAAAGCCUGAGACAGCAGCAGGCCCUUCAAGAAUUUCUCUGAUUAGUCCGCCUCAGGAUGGACGCAUGGGCAGUGCCUCCUGCCGGGGACCCCAGCAUCUCAGCUUGACACCAAGCCAUGCAAGCACAGCAAAGGCUUUCAGAGUACCACCAUUGCAGGUGCCCUACAAGGAACUGUCACCACUUCCAGCAUCACAGCUAUCCAGCAGAGCAACACAAGCUCCUUCCCCCAGCAUUAGCAGUUCAUGGACAGGACCACCUCGGCAGCCCAUCAGUAUCUCAGGCCUGCUGCAGAGACAGAGUGCAGGGUCAGCGUCCCCUAGGGGGAUGAACACUGAGAAAAUGAGCCCAUUCUUGCCUUCCACGCCUGCAAAUCUACGCUCUGUAGCCAGCCCCUGGCAAGUGUGUGUUCAUCGGUAAAUAUCACUGUACAGUUCAUUCUAGAGAGAUGAUGUAACUAAAUAAAGUAGCUUUCUGAUAAAGCA
This is a messenger RNA of Rattus norvegicus (Norway rat), 4195 nucleotides long. Lineage: Eukaryota; Metazoa; Chordata; Mammalia; Rodentia; Muridae. The record is from RefSeq and is a predicted model, not a curated record.